Molecule: messenger RNA, 6260 nt
Organism: Manis pentadactyla (Chinese pangolin)
Lineage: Eukaryota; Metazoa; Chordata; Mammalia; Pholidota; Manidae
Gene: PODXL
Product: podocalyxin like
Exons: 9
Coding region: 1-2262 (753 amino acids)
Biological process (GO): regulation of microvillus assembly; negative regulation of cell-cell adhesion; positive regulation of cell-cell adhesion mediated by integrin
Cellular component (GO): microvillus membrane; apical plasma membrane
Source: RefSeq, a predicted model, not a curated record
AUGCGGGCCCGCCGGCAGGUGAGUGUCCCCCGGCAGGUGGAAGGCGUGCUGCUCCGGCGUUGCCUCGACAGCACUGCGUGCGACACCUGUGCGCCGGAGCGGGCUGCCCCCGCCGCCCGGCGGGCACACUCACACCCGCCGCGCCGAGCCCCGACCCUGAGCCCGCCGCCCGCCCGCGCUCCCCCGCCCGCCGCGCUCCAGGGCGGAGUUUCCUCCUCGGCUCAUUGUUCGCGGCCCAGCGCCAGCCCAGCGCGGCCCCUCCCGCCCCGCGGCGGCCCGCGCGCUUCUGGGGGAGGGGCGGGGCCAGGGGCCGGCGCGGAUGGGACGGGAGUCGCCGCAGCAGCCGCCGGACCGCAGCCGCGCAGACACUGCCUGCGACGCAACCGCCCGCCGCUCCUCCGCCGCCUGGCUCCGCGCCUGCAGCCGGCUGUGCCGCAGCGGCCGCGAGGAGGGCCGCCGGAGCGCGCAUUGGGAGCCACCGCCAGCGUCCCCGAGCGGCGCCCACGCUUCCGCGCCCGACCGCCGAGACGCGCAGCCACCUGCUCCAGGCCCGAGGCGGACACGAUGAGCUCCGCACUGGCGCUCGCGGCCGCCCUCCUGCUGCUGCUUACGCUCCCCAUGAACGUAAAAUCCACAGGUACAAGCACUCACCUCACCACUUCAAAAGUAGGGAACCAAACCCAGCAGAGAGCAACAACAACAUCCAGUAAAACAGAAUCAGCCUCCACCAAACCUGCAUCCAUUAACAGCCCAGAGGGUGACAACAAUUCAAGCAAGACUACGCCUGCACCAACCACUACCCAGCUGAAUCCUGCUGCCGUCAGGAGCCAGGAUGGAGCUAAAGCUGGAUCUGGAUCUGGAUCUGGAGCCCAGAGUAGCCAGAGUGCUAUCAAUAACACCACAGUCACUAGGGAAACAACUCAACUUACAACUCUGGGUGACAUCACACACAGCACUCCUGCUGUUUCCUCCUUGCUCACCCCGACAAGCACUCAAAAACUGACUACAAGCCCCGUGACUCUGAAGCCCACAGAGGACACUUCCAAGCCACCAGACGUUACUAUAGUGUCAAGUAGUUCGGGCAUGGCAGUGGGUUCCACCUCCACGUCUCAAAAGAUAGCUACCACACAAGGGCCAUUGGUUAACUCACCAGGAAAUGAACAGACCCUCAGCAAAAUGACAGCUGUCAAUGGGACCUCUCCCUCCGUCACCGGGCCUGCUUCCUCCGUCACCGGGACCGCUUCCUCCAUCACUGGGAACACUUCCUCUGUCACCGGGAAGGCUCCCUCCGUCACUGGGACUGCUCCCUCCGUCACUGGGACCGCUUCCUCCGUCCCUGGGACCGCUUCCUCCGUCCCUGGGAAGGCUCCCUCCAUCACUGGGACCACUCCCUCCGUCACUGGGACCACUUCCCCUGUCACUGGGAACGCUCCCUCCAUCACUGGGACCACUUCCCCUGUCACUGGGAUCUCUCCAUCCAAGGCUGCUCAGCCUACAGGGUCUGUGACCACACCUGCUGUAGGGGAACCCACGAGCACCACCUCUCAUUGGGCUUCGACUGCCCCCCAAGGCUCCAACAACUCUUCUCCCACCUCGGCUCUUGGGGAUGACAGGGUAAAGUGUGGUCCUUCUGAAACGCUGAAUGGGAAGAUGCUUAUCCUGAACCUCACGAAAACCAGCCUGUGUGCGGGGAGCCCUCCGGAUGACAAACUGGUCCUACUUCUGUGCCGAGCAGCAAAAGCCAACUUCAACCCAGCUCAUGAUAAGUGCCAUAUACAGCUGGCACGUAUUUCAGAAACCCAGGCAGUGGUGAUCAAAGAAAUCACUAUCAAGACUGUUCUCCUGCCCAAGAACAUGUAUGAAUUGCUGAAAGACAAAUGGGAUGACCUCAAAGAGGUGGGAGUCAGCAGCAUGAAGUUUGGGGAUCAAGAGCCACCAGAAGAGACUGAGGACCGGUUCAGCAUGCCCCUCAUCAUCACCAUUGUCUGCAUGGCAUCCUUUCUGCUCCUUGUUGCUGCCCUCUACGGCUGCUGCCACCAGCGCCUCUCCCAGAGGAAGGACCAGCAGCGGCUAACAGAGGAGCUACAGACAGUGGAGAAUGGUUACCAUGACAACCCAACACUGGAGGUGAUGGAGACCUCAUCAGAGAUGCAAGAGAAAAAGGCAGUCAACCUGAAUGGGGAACUAGGGGACAGCUGGAUCGUCCCUCUGGACAACCUAGCCAAGGACGACCUAGAUGAGGAGGAAGACACACACCUCUAAUCAGGUCUGUUGGCAGCCUCCAACAGUGCCACAGAGCUCCAGACUGAACCACCUCAAGUGCCAUUUGGACAGGGGAGGAAAAUCCCUCCCAUCUGAGGGAAAGACUGGAGAGGGAAUGCAGACUCAGAGGGUCCGCUUCUCUUGAUACCCACAGAGCCUUAGUAUUUCCCCUUUCAAGCUGAACAAAUCACAUUCUGUCUAGAUCCCUCUUGUAAAAUAUCCGACUAGUGCCUGAGCUCAGUGCUCCUGGAAGAUGAGAGGAAGGGAGACGAUCAAGGGCCAUACAGGGGACUUAUGUAAUCAUCCAGUAGAAUCCCUUCAUUUCAUGGAUGAAAUGACUGAGGCCUACAGAGGGUAAGGUCAAGGUCAUGCAGCCCCUUGGCAACAGAGUCAGAAUGAAAACAGAUCCCUUCAUUCAACCCAGUGUUAUUCCACCAUGUCACACUGCUGUGAUCAUUUGCACCUUCCCUUCAGAGCUGCCCUGGGCAGAGGGUGAAGCUACCAGUUGACGGAUGAGAUGGAAGAGAGAGCAGGGCCACACCCUGUCUCAGCGGGAUCUGACUUCUUGGAAGUAUGGGCCCCAAAAUUUCCAUCUCCUACCCCAGCCUCAUGAGCCAGUGUUACCAUCCCUUUUGUUCUUCCCCCUCCCUUCACUCAAUUUCUGUUUCCAUUUUGUCCCAGAGCCCCUGGGACUAACACAGGUCCUUUAUGACCUUGAAGCCCUUGUUCUGGAUUCUGCUUUCCUUGCAUUUGCUUGGUGAGACUGGGACUUAACCCACACAAGAAGGCCAGUGUGAAUGAGGUCUGCUUAAGGAAUCCACCCACAGGUGAACAGAGACGGGGAAGCCCUGCAUCCCAGGAUGGGUCUAGGUCUAUUGUCCAAGGCAUUCCUGGAAGAGGCUCCUCAAGAACUCUUGCCUCCCAUUCCCAUGAGGGACUAAAAUCUGCAGCACCUACUGAAAGCAAAGUGUCCCUAUUUCGUAGUUCACUACUUAGCUGAUGGGGGUGAAGACCCCAGCUAGGAAUUCCUGAGAUCCAGCAGGAAAGAGCAGUAGCUUUAGGACAGACUUCCUUGGGGCCCCUGUCAGCAAAGAGGUAUCUUUAAUAGACAAUCGAUUAUAAUAGCCAGGAAGGGUAGGCUUUAUUCUCUUAUUUCAUAGGAAACUCAGGGACUUUUCAAGUUGCUGAGAGUUUUGUUGUUAUUUGUUUUUUAAUCCAGCCCUCUACAUUCCAAAUGCCAAAGCUCAAAUUGUUGGGAGACUUUCAGUUAGCUAAUCUCUCUGAUCCAGUUCUCCUAUGCCACUGGACAAGAAAGGCCUAAGGUUCACAGGGACAGCCUGGGAGGCUAGUCGGCCGUUCUUUCCUGGUAUUGUCUGUCUGGCAUGAAACUAGGACUUGCCAUGUCCUUUUCUCUGUAUGUUUAGUGGGGAUGCCCAGUUCUGUAGUUUCUGGUGGCAUCUCAGGGAAACAAACUAUUGUAGAGGGGUUUUUAUGGAGCUUAGCAGUUAGCAACUAAAUAGAUGGCACCUGAGGACUGGGCUUAGUGAGGCUUAAUUUGAUUGUCAGGCAAGAGGGACUCCUGUGUGGAACUUUGAAUUUUGCCCAUAGUCUCUACUGUUCCUGGAAUCAACUAAGAAGAUGGGCAGAACUACUUAGGAGAAUGAAGAUGGUCAUUUCAUGGCAAAAAGCCAGAACCCUAGAACCCAAAAGUUCUGAUGAAAUAGGCUAUCUGCUUUGGAGUGGCUUAUUUUUCAAAAGGGAAGGAGCUUAGUGGGGGAAGAUGUGUCCUUGAGUGCCUGAUUCCUUCUUCAUAGCCAUUGAUUGGCCUUUGAUAGCCUAGAGGAAGAGGAAGGCCAGGGGUUCAAGUAGGGGCCCCAGUGAGUUUCCCAAGAGCUACAAAGAUUCUAGGCUAAUAAGACUCCAAAAGUAUUUGCCUUGAUUCUCUAGCAUUUGGAGGUUGGCAGAAUACAGAAUAAUGCCAGUUUGGGAGAAAAAGAGGAAAUUUUUGUUACGCUGAGAUGUUUGCUUCCUUCCUGCCCAACGUUUGGUUCUUUCCACCCAGUGGAUUUCUAUCAUGGCUUCUGUGGGAGAGGCCAGAUGGAUUACUAUUCCUAUCCUGAUUUUGGAUCACAUUUUACGAGCCAGGUCUUUAGGCACAGCAAAUAUGCUUCUGUAAAUUGAUCAAAGGCUGCAACCCCAAGGCGUCUUGGGGGGAGAGAUGAUGGCAAGGUCUAGAGAGUAAAAACUAUACUUGGUCAAGUGGAAUGACAUGCAGUUUUAUCCAAGGAGAACCUCAAACAGCUUUGGGCUGGUUCAGAGGUUCUUUCUUUUGGUGCAUCCAAAUUGUGUUACUCCAGGCUUUGAGGGCAAUUUCACAAUCCAGUACCUUGCCUUGGCUUUUUAAGGUUCACCACUAGACAUCUACGUUAAAGAUCAUACAGCCAGGCAUCUGUAAAGGUCACCUUCCCACAUCAUUUACUGGGUUCUAAAUGCUGUCUGGUAAUUCAGAUUCUGGGGCUGAGAAAGGAGAAGAGGAACACCAGGAACUCAUUAUGACUUUAAUUAAGCAAGUUAUGCCAAAGAGAGAGAAACUGUACUUCAGUGGCAAACUGGUUUCCCUAAGCUGCAUAAAAGGCCAGAAACCAUAAAUUUGAUGAUUGGACAAAACCCAGUGGCAAGCGUGCUGUUGUGUGAGUGGGGAGGGAAGCAGCAAUGCUUCUUAAGGAGGCAAAAGACAGAAUACGGGUGUAAUCUAGUCUGAACACAAGAUUCUUUUUCCCCUCUCGUUGGGGAAAGCUAACAGAAAGUUUAUUAUACCACUUCUUGAGCUUUAUCCUUUUUGACUACACACUGGAGAAAUGUCAAAAAACAAGUGCAAGCUGAUGCAUAUAUACCUAUUUUUUGAUAAUGUAUAUACAACAGCCACAUGUUAAUUCACCCUGCUCUGCUUUAAGUGAAUAUACUUUGAAAAAACAUUUGUUAGCUAAGAGGUGGCUUUUUUUCCCUCUGAACAGGAAUGUACAUGUCUAUUUUACUAGAAAUGCCAAGUUUUUGUUUCAUUUUUCUUUUAAUGAAAAAUGAAAUAUAAGACAGGCUAAUAACAGUGUUUGUCUUGUAGAUCAGGCAUUUUUACUUUUAAAUAUGAUCCUCACCCCUUUCCCACAAAGUCCCAGCCAAUUAACAAUAAGGGUUGGAGCCAGUAUACACCGGUUGGGAAGUGACGCUGUAGUCCUAGGGAGAAGGGCUCAGAGGUCUAGUCCACUCGUUUUGUUUUGUUUUAAAUGGAAAAGGAGCCGGAAGCUCAGAAAGAAAAAUGACUUGGCCAAAAUCACAGGUUUAGUAACAGAAACAAAACUAAAACCUGGGUUGGAAGACUAUUCAGUGCUGUGUGCCUCAGAAGGAAUCAAUAAAUUAAGGACUGUUAAUUAAGGAUGGGCACCAGAAUGACACAAAGGACAGAAUUCCCUUCUUAAACCUUGUCCUGCAGCAAGGUUAGGGAGGACACGAAGACAAAAAGAGGAACCUUCCUGGUCCUUCUACACUUCUGAGGUAUUUCGAUCUGUAAGACUUAACAAGGGAUUCUUUUCUGUCAGCGAACAGUUUUGAAUGAGCUUUCACAUAAGGAUCUUCUACUAGCAGGACCAAGGAUCAAAGGGAACAAGAUUUGGAAGGCAGAGGGGGCAAGAAAGAGUAAAGCAAUGGCAUGUCCCUUAUCAUCACUGUCACUAGCUGAGUGUCUCAGGUUUGGUGAAGACCCAACAAUGAGUGAAAGGAGGGGACUGCUAUUUGAUGUGGGUCUUUUUGUUACAAGUGAAUGUUUAACAGUUUGCUUAGGAGACUCGGGGAGCAUAUGUCUUAGUGGACAGGGGUCCAGAGUACACUGGAAUUUACUGAGAAACUUGUUCGUAAAGACUACACUUAAUUAUUGUGAUUUUCUUACAAAAAUAUAUUUUGGAAAAUUGUACACUGUCAAUUAAAGUGCUUUUGUGUAAGCUGGU